Messenger RNA from Cygnus olor (mute swan), 1771 nucleotides. RefSeq names its product solute carrier family 22 member 7 (gene SLC22A7). The transcript is spliced from 10 exons. Gene Ontology annotation, molecular function: transmembrane transporter activity. Lineage: Eukaryota; Metazoa; Chordata; Aves; Anseriformes; Anatidae. The record is from RefSeq and is a predicted model, not a curated record. Gene Ontology annotation, biological process: transmembrane transport. The coding region runs from base 1 to 1629 and encodes 542 amino acids. Gene Ontology annotation, cellular component: membrane.
AUGAAAUUUGAAGAUCUCUUGCUGGAAAUUGGUGGCUUUGGCAGAUUCCAGAUUUUGAUUUUGUUUGUACUUUGCCUCGCAAGAAUCAACCUUCCCAUGCAUUUUCUGCUGCACAGCUUUCUUGCUGCUACCCCCUCUCAUCACUGUGCAAUUCCACACCAAGAGGCAUUUGUGAACCUCACCAUGGAGGAAAUUCUGCUCAUCAGCAUCCCCCGGGAGCCUGAUGGCACCUUCAGGUCCUGUGAAAUGUUCUCACAGCCUCAGUUUCACCUACUGCUCAAUUCUUCUCUGCAACCAGAAAACGACUCCGUCAUCCAGAACUGCCAGCAUGGAUGGGUCUAUGACCACUCACAGUUCACCUCCACCAUCUCUACCCAGUGGGACCUCGUGUGUGAGCAGCGUGGACUGAACCAGGCAACUGCCACCUUCUUCUUCAUUGGCGUCACAAUCGGGGCCGUGGUGUUUGGAUACCUUUCAGACAGGUUUGGUCGGAAAUCCAUGCUCCUGCUGUCGCUUGUGUUCUCUGUCGUAUUCGGGAUGCUGAGUGCCGCCUCCGUCUCCUACAGCAUGCUGGCCAUCACGCGGACCCUCACCGGGAUGGCUCUGAGUGGUCUCUCCCUGAUUGUAUUGCCUCUGGGGAUGGAGUGGGUGGACAUAGAGCACCGCACCUUCUCUGGGGUCCUGACCAGCAUCUUCUGGAGCAUCGGGAACAUGCUGCUGGCCUUGAUAGCCUACCUGGUGAGGGAAUGGCACUGGCUCUUAGUCGCCGUAACAGGACCUUGUCUUCUGAGCAUUAUCUACCUGUGGUGGGUCCCAGAGUCUGCCCGGUGGCUCAUAGCCAAUGGCAAAGUGAAACAAGCUCACAAGCAUCUGCUUAGAUGUGCAAGAAUGAAUGGGAUGAAAGACUUCGCUCUCUCACCAGAGGCCCUCAGAAUGAUCACAACAGACAAAAAGCCAGGAGAGAGUUACUCCUACAUCAGCUUGUUCAGGACACCAGUCCUGCGGAAGAUCUCUCUGUGUUCUGGGGCAGUGUGGUUUGGUGUUGCCUUCUCGUACUACGGCAUGAGCAUGAAACUAACUGGCUUUGGGCUCAACAUGUAUCUCUCCCAAUUUGUUUUUGGCAUCAUUGAGAUUCCAGCCAAGAUGAUCGUGUACGUGCUGGUGAAUCGAAUUGGACGACGGCAGAGUCAGGCAUGGUCACUCAUCCUGACUGGACUAUGCAUAGGAGCCAACAUCAUCAUUCCCAAAUCCUUCACUUCCUUACGCUCUGUAGUAGCCAUUACGGGCAAAGGUCUCUCAGAAGCUGCAUUCACCACUGUCUUCUUGUACACCUCUGAGCUCUACCCCACCGUACUGAGGCAGAAUGGGAUGGGAUACACCUCCUUCACGGCACGGAUUGGUGGGGCUUUGGCUCCACUCGUCUUCCUGCUGGAUGACGUGUGGAGGUCUCUGCCUGAGGUGACGUACUGUGGCGUGGCGGUGUGCUGCGGCUCGGUGGCCUUCUUGCUCCCAGAGACACUCAACGUGCGCCUGCCUGAAGGCAUCGAGGACAUCGAGAAGACACAGGUGAAAGAGCCAUUACAAACCGGCGCUCCUGAGGGCAUGCCGUUACAGUCUCUUCUGAAGUGAGUGACUCCGUGGGACAGGGACAGACACUGUAGGACUGCAAAACUGAGCCACGCUCUGACCUGCCAACAAAAGAGCCUUCACCAUCCUCCUCGUCUCUCUCUGCAGGAAAGUGGGGCUGAGGGUAUAUAAGGAAGGAUGUGCA